UGUAAAUAAAAAACAACUUAGUAAAUCUAGGUAUUAUUGAUAAAAUAUUAUGAAUUUGUAAAUUUUUUGUACAAACUAAGUUACCUUCAAUGGCUGGCCGGGAUGACUACGGACUUCGGGAGCCAUAAUUUGGUGGAUUGCUUACAACUAAUCAAGAACUGUAUAGCGGUAAGUAACACAAAUUCUGACCAUAUAUAUCAAUGACAUGAUCCUGUGGUCAUGGAAUGGAAGGGGGAGGGAAAAUCCAGCCACUUCCUCUGUUACCCAAAUUAAGCUACAAAAAAUGGUACAGUACAUUGAACAAGAUGGCCACGAAAAAGCAGAAGAAAUUGAUGUGUUAACAGAAGAGGAGUUCAACAAAGAAAAGUUAUCAUAUAUGGAAGCUAGGACUGAAGCAGUCAAGAAAUAUUAUGAUAAUCUUGAGAAGAAAUACGAGCACCAGAUUUUGUUGGACAUGUCAAAAAUGAAAACUCAAGGACAUCGAGAUAUUCUGGCAACUCGUCACACGGUUAUAGAUGAGUUGUUUAAUACAGUUCAGUGUCGAAUUACUAACCUGACUCUUGAGGAAAAUGUGUGCUUAUACAAAAAGGUUUUGUGCAAACUAAUAAUACAAGGGCUUCUAAAAAUAAUGGAGCCAGAGGUUGUUAUCGAAGUUAGGCAAAAAGAUAUUACUAUCUCAAAGAAGUUAUUAAAACAAGUUCAAGACUAUUUCCAUGGAAAAACCGGAAUGACAAUAAAUUUACUAUUGAGUGAAAAUAGUUUUCUUCCUGAAAACAGCAAUGGCGGAGUUGUUUUGUACACAAAAUCUAAAAGUAUCAGACUCGAUAACACAUUAGAAACAAAACUAACUCUAGUGCGCAACAUAAUACUGCCUAGUGUUCGAAAGGCAUUAUUUGGAGAAAAUCCAAACAGAAAACAUUUAGACUAGCAUUUAACUAUUUUAUUAUCGUAGCAGUUAAAAAGACAUGGGUAAACAUUAAUAAAUCAUUAGUUGUUACAAUAUAGAUAAUACGGUGCACAAAUUUAAUCUUACUUUUAUCUUUUGUUGAAUUUGGUAGAAUAUGCUUCUACUUUUCUUCGGUCAUGAAAUAAUAAAAGUAUUCAAAAAACUAUGUGUAAUUGGCACAUUUUGCUUUAAAACAAUAUAACUUUAUUAUAUUGCA
This is a messenger RNA of Homalodisca vitripennis (glassy-winged sharpshooter), 1163 nucleotides long. Its product is annotated as V-type proton ATPase subunit E 1-like. Bases 206 to 928 code for a protein of 240 amino acids. Lineage: Eukaryota; Metazoa; Arthropoda; Insecta; Hemiptera; Cicadellidae. The transcript has 5 exons. The record is from RefSeq and is a predicted model, not a curated record. Gene Ontology annotation, molecular function: proton-transporting ATPase activity, rotational mechanism. Gene Ontology annotation, cellular component: proton-transporting two-sector ATPase complex, catalytic domain. Gene Ontology annotation, biological process: proton transmembrane transport.